Gilbertella persicaria is the source of this 1978-nucleotide messenger RNA. RefSeq lists its product as uncharacterized. NCBI's taxonomy places the organism in Eukaryota, Fungi, Mucoromycota, Mucoromycetes, Mucorales, Choanephoraceae. Gene Ontology annotation, molecular function: zinc ion binding; DNA-binding transcription factor activity, RNA polymerase II-specific; DNA binding. Gene Ontology annotation, biological process: regulation of DNA-templated transcription; DNA-templated transcription. The record is from RefSeq and is a predicted model, not a curated record. The transcript is spliced from 3 exons. The coding region runs from base 49 to 1926 and encodes 625 amino acids. Gene Ontology annotation, cellular component: nucleus.
UACCGAUUUCUAUCUAUUUUUUUUUUCUGCAACGAUAAACUGUCCAACAUGGUCCGAAAAAGCCCCUGUCAUUAUUGCAAACAAAGAAGAAGGAAAUGUGAAAAGACAAGUGAAUCUGAACCCUGCAAACGAUGUGUACAAAUGAAAAGAAAGUGCAUUUCGCAAGACCUGGCUCAACUAGCAGGUGACAGUUCAGAAGAAGAAGAUAAAUGUACAGCCGAACUUCAAGACACAAUAGAGAUGGUAUCGAUUUAUCAACAAGUAUUGGAUCUAGAGAAGCAGAUACAGACAAUGGAAGAGGAAAAACAAGCUCUUGUGAAGAAGCAAAGUGAGCCUCAAUGGAUCAUAGAGUAUUCAGAUGGUCAACUUCAACUUAAAUCACAAAUCAAAAGUAUAGACGAGCUUGUAUUGUUUGGACAGUCAGUCAUUCGAUAUCUUUCACCAUUUGGAGAUGCAUUUCACUCAAAGACACUUCGGUUUGAAAUGAUAAAUCCCAGUAUUAUUAAAGAAGCCAUGCAGACUGUGGCAAUACAUAUGAUUAAAUACAAAAAACCAUUGGAAUCAUCACAAUACAUACAGUAUAAUUCAAUACAUUUCAUGCAGCCUAGAGAAGCUAUCCAACGACUUGUGGAUCGAUACUUUUUCUGCUUUAAUGAUACAGUACCCAUUUUGCAUGAACCAUCUUAUCGAGAGCACUAUUCAAAACUAAAAGAUCCGCUUAAAGAUCCCAUCACACUCGCCAUAUGCGCAUCUUCAGCUGUAUCUCAUUGUAGGCAUUCAUUCCUAAGUUCUCAAGAAAAACGCUAUUUGGGAGAAUAUUACUAUAAAUUAUGCAUGGAAUACUUGAUUGAUAUGUUUGAUGAUCCUAGUCAAGCAAUUGAGUCUCUAUUGGUCAUCAAUUUGUUGCAAAUGUUUUGGUUUCUCACUCUGAGAAUAUCUGAAAGCAAGAAAUGGGCCUCCGUUGCUCUUUUGCUAGGCAACAGUCUUCGAAACCAAAACAAGUCAUAUUCUAAAGAUGUGGCCCACUUGGACAGAAUGACUCGUAUCAACCAAGCCACGAUUCACCGAAACUAUACUUUGUCAGAAUUCCUGAUGACAAUGAUUGACUUUAUCAUCUAUGACAAGCGUGAGGACAGGAAUAUCCUUACUGAAAAAUAUGAUGUGCUGCCUGAUGAAUCCCAAAAGAUCAAAGAAUGGAUUGAAUUGACAAACCAUUUGAUAGAAUUAUGCCUGAAUCCUGCAUUUAUUCUAAUAGUCACUCAAGCUAGGCAUUUAGCAUUAGGUGAUCCAGUAGAACUAUCAUUUGAAGACAUUUUACGAUACGAGGAAACAAUUCUUGAAUGGUGGCAUAACUUACCAGAUCAUCUCAAGAUUUGCCAAGAACCAUCGAAUUUCAACAAGGAAAUGAUCCAAUCUUCUUAUGAUGUUCGCAAGCUUAUGAUGGCUUGUUUUAUGAAUGUCAUUACCCUGAGUGUACAAGGUGUCUUUGUACAGCCAAAGCACAAAAAGGAUCUUGAAGAUAUAUACAUGAUUAUUAGAAAUAGAGCAAUCAUGAUGGCCAUGCAUUCAGCUGAUAUGUGUCUCUACUUGACCAAACAGAUUGAAAGCAUUGACAAGUUUUGUUAUUCCCCAAGCAAAGUUCUUAUUCGUGCCAUUGACUCCUUACUGUUACUUCUUCAAGUGCCAGAUAAUGAUAUGGUUGAGGCAGCAAAGGCCAAAUUACGAGAAUAUAUGUACGAAUUAAGUAUAGGUAUUUCUGAGGAUCACCAAGUGUCACCCAUUGGAUCACCUUUCACCAUCCUUUCACUUGCCCCGCCAAACACAGCACCAUCCAUGGCUGACUUGUACAAAAACUACCCUAUACCAGGUGAAGCCAUGAUAUAUGAUGUCCUAAGAACAGUUGUAGAUAGAGGUACUAAUAGUUAAAAUACUAUCAUUUUAUGCAAAAUAAAGACUUCCAUCCUCUUUUUUUAUUAUU